Parascedosporium putredinis is the source of this 1251-nucleotide messenger RNA. Lineage: Eukaryota; Fungi; Ascomycota; Sordariomycetes; Microascales; Microascaceae. The record is from the annotation of a GenBank genome assembly.
AUGACGGGUUAUGCCGCUCUCGAGUACGGCUUCCCGUCAACGCACAGCGCCAAUGCUGUGUCUGUGGCGGCGUAUGCGAUCCUCCUCCUCCGGGACCCUGAAAACACACUCUCCGACGGCAUGAAGUCCGGCCUCGAGUUUCUCUCCUACUUUUACGCGUUUUCCAUCAUCAUUGGCCGACUCUACUGUGGUAUGCAUGGCUUCUUGGACGUCAUCUUUGGAUCGGUUCUUGGCCUCAUCAUCGGCGUGGCCGAAUUUUACUAUGGCCCCGCCUUGGACCUGUACAUGUACAACACCGCCUGGCUUGGCCCGGUACUGGCGACCUUGGUCAUUGUUAUCCUCGUAAGAGUACACCCAGAACCUGCCGACGAUUGCCCUUGCUUUGACGAUAGCGUCGCCUUUGCCGGUGUCGUCAUCGGCGUCGAGUGCGGUUCCUGGACCUAUGGCCGCACGGCCUGGGAUCCCUUCAUCGGCCAUGCCCAUGGUCUGCAGUCCAUGGACGUUUCAAAACUAGCCUGGCCCGUCCUGGUAGCCCGCCUUGUUCUCGGUGUCGCCAUCAUCUUCGCCUGGCGGGAAGUUACCAAGCCUGCCCUGCUCAAGAGCCUCCCGCACAUCUUCCGCUUUUUCACGCGGGCGGGUCUCAUCCUCCCACGACGCUUCUUCAACCCGGCAUCCCAGUACAAGACCGUGCCGCCCAAGUUGCGUCUUGACAAUGUAUUUCCGGCCGUCUCUGACAUUCCCAGGGUAGUGGAGAGCAUGCGCCAUGCGAACAGUCGCGGUCGCUCCGUGUCGAUUGGCCCGCAGAGUGCUGCUGAUGCGUACGAGACGCUUGCCUAUCGGGAGCGCAGGAGGAAGGAGAGCAUUGGCAGCAACGGCAGCAUCCGGAGCAAGUCGAGCCUCACAGACCUCAAGGAAGGUGCUGCCGCCGCCGCCGCCGGCUCCAACACUUCGGCCAUCAUUGAUGAAGGGCCGGCUGCCAAGACGAGCGGCGUCGAGACGAGGCAGAGCUUGUUGAAGCAGUACGAGAGCAUGAUGGGCGAGGGCGAGGUGCUUGUAUCUCGACCGGGUGAAGACGGAAAGAGGGACGUGUAUGCGCUGCGAGGCGUCGACGGGCUUGACGAAACCGAGAUGUUCUCCAGGCUCGUGAGGCCCCGAGUACGGUACGACGUCGAGGUCGUGACCAAACUGGUCGUCUAUACAGGUAUGGCUCGCAUCUCCCCUUUUCCGACUGAACGUAAGCCCAUUUGGUAG